AUGCAAUUGAAAUUGCGCAAGGGGGUCAUUUUAGAUGGAACGGUGGUGCAGGCUCGGAAGAACUGCAUGAAGCGGUGGCUUGGAAGAACUGCAUGGAGCGAUGUUGAAGGGACGCCCACCCUUUCGCCUUCGGCCAGGUUUGUUACGCCGCUCGUGUCCCUGCUCAUGAGCUCCAGAGCUCACAGGCUUCUGUGGAUGGUGGCGUUGCUGCUACAGCAAGAGAUUCCGCCAUUGACAAUGAAGAAAGCUGGAGAGGAAAAAGAUGGGGUUAGCGAGAUGGAAAGUGGAGAGGGGGGAAACCAUUCUCCUGACUUAGAGACGCAUGAGGAGAUCCUUAACUUGAUUUCAUGGGCGGCAUUGUUGACGAGGAGCGUCCUCUGUUGCAAACGCACAUUCGAUGACCUUCUUGAGCGCAUCGUACAAACAGGCUCUUUCUUUGCGAGUCUUGGAAAAUUGGACCAAGAUAUUCUUCUUAAGGCCGUGGGAACCAACCUUGAGGGAAUUGCAGCCAGCUUACGGCCUGUUUUGGAGCUCAUUGACUUAUGCCGGGAGCCAUCCCUCCGGCUACAUCUCCUCCUACAACACGAAGAGAUCCUGAAAAGGGCAGCGCUGCUAGGCGGCAUUGUUGGACACAAAGUCGAAGACUUGAUAAACGAGUUGACAAGAAUUUCUGUAGACCUCGAGCAGAAGCCUCUCAAAAAGGCUGUUAAUGCUGCAUUCCAGUUACAGCAUGUAUUGUAUGCAAUUGAUGACAGUGAUCGAGAUGCUUAUGACAAGAUAUAUCUCCUUGUGCAGAAACGUCAACCCACCAAAGACUCCAAUAUCUCCUCUAGCGAGGUUUCCUACGUCAAUGGCGAGCCACUGCAAUUGUUCUCGGAAAUGCUCGUGAGAGGAGCUCUCAGUGGUGCAACUGCCAAUCACAGAUAUAUUAUGCCUGACGAUGCCGAACUCAAAAGCAUACGUGAGAAAGUUUCCAUGGGAAACAUCAACGCUUUUGAAGAUCAAGAUGUGGUUGAGGGAAUGCAGUGCACACCUCCACGAAAGGCAAGAGUUUCUGUUCAUGUUGGAGUCUGGACUCGUCCUCAGCCCUUGUCUAUUGGGGAUUCAAUAAUCACUAGCCCACGUGUGUUGUGGGAGAUUGAUACCCCAACAGAAUUCAGCCCUGACGAUCAGGACUCUCUUGAAACUUACGGGUUUAAUGUGGAAGGGAGCUCCAAAGAAAGUGCCGUGAAGGAUUCUAAGGGAAAGAUCGGUCUGAAGAUGCGCCUUGAUACAGGAUCCACAAAAUUUGAAUAUCCUCCUCCGCCUAAGAUACAAGAUGUUUCAACGGACAAUUUGGAGCCAUUACCUUACAGCAGAGUACCCAGGCGAAUUUCAUUCAUACCAGGACAAGAAGGAGGCCAGAGGAAACAAUCGUACUUAGAAGGUAUUCAAUCGCCUGUUCAAAAGUGCCGACGGCAGAGUCGCCGCUCCUAUCUUUUAGCAGGAGAAGAUGCUCCAUGGGAAUAUUUGUGUCCAAUAACAAGGGAGCUUAUGGUAGACCCUGUAACGUUAUCCACUGGACAAACGUAUGAUCGUGCACCGAUUACUACAUGGAUAAAUAAUGGCCAUUAUACUUGUCCAGUGACUGGGCUGACAAUUACAAGCACAGAUCUGGUUCCUAAUCAUGCUCUGCGCCAUGCAAUUGGUCGAUGGGCCGAUGAUCAUGCAAUCAAAUUACCUGAAUCUAUGCCAGUUCCUGCAAUCGUACAAAGGAUCGUCGCUCCAACCCAAAGACUAUUGGAGUGGGGUCAGUGUCUUCCAGAUGCGAAGGCACCUGUUGUUGUGGCUGUUCGUAGCCUGUACCGUGGAAAUAGUCGAGAGCAGGAAGCUGCACUUGAGGAGAUAUACACCAUAGCGAAAGAUGGAGGAGAGGAGAGUCGCUGUAUUAUUGCUGAAGUAGGGGUCAUACCUGCUUUAAUUUUUCUGCUGCAAAAUGGGACUUUACUCGCAAGGGAGCUUGCCGCAAAAUGUUUGCGUUUUCUGUGUCGAAGCACAAAUACCAUGAUUACUCAAGCUGCUACUAGUGGAAUUCCGUUUCUUGUUUCAUUACUACAUCAGGGCACACUGGAUGCAUGCGAAGCAGCUGCAGGAGCAUUAGUUAACUUAUCAGCAAGAAAUGAAGCUAACAAGUUAACCAUAGCUGCAGCUGGUGCCAUUCCAUGGCUGAUUCGCAUGCUUGAUGGGAAGGGAAUGUUUUCGUCUUUCACUACUCAGGAGAUAGCCUCUGCAGCACUGUGCAACUUGGCUGUUAAUGAACAGAAUCGUGAUGAAGUUGCAAAAGGAGGAGCAAUUCCCAAGCUUAUUCAGGUUGUGAGUGAUUGCCCAACUCCGGAGGCUGGGGAGUAUGCUGCUCAUGCUUUGGGGAGUCUUUCUUGCGACAACUUCGAAAAUGCCAGUCUUAUGAUUGCGGCAGGAGCAGCAGAGGUGUUAAUCGCAAUGGCGGGCCCAGGAACUCCAUGGACACAAGAAGCUGCAGCCCGUGCAAUCAGAAACAUCUCCUUCCACGAAUCUCUUCGACCAGCGUUGGUCGAGGCAGGGGCCGUUCAGCAGCUAAAUGCGCUGUUAGAAUACAGUACACCUCGGGCUGCAGAUGCCGCUACUGCUGCCUUGUGGAAUUUGACACCGUAUCGACCAACCAACCUGGACGAGACUUUUGCACAGGAUGAGCAGGAGCAUCAGCACGAACAACCCGAGAAAAAGGAGGAUGAACAGGAUUCUGAGGAGAUAAGUGGGAGGGCAGAGUCCGACUGAUCCAUCAACCCCAGGAAAACGUCUCCCCUCACUAGCCUUGCCAGAUGAGAUCUGACGAGCUAACUUCGUUUCCAUGCAGACAAUAGCCACCAAAAGUAUUGUGGAUUAAAACACAUGUAGAAUGGUUGCACUUAAUGAAUGGACAUUUAUACUUGCUUUCAUUAUACUGUGCACCAUUUUUAGGUCAGAUGAUUAUCUUAUGAAUUUCUUCAAACUUUAAUCAGUGAAUUAUCUAAAACAAAUGACAAGCAAAAAUAUCGCCAUUAUUUACAUGGUAUUUUUUGGUGUUAACCAUGAACUUGGAGCC
Physcomitrium patens is the source of this 3100-nucleotide messenger RNA. RefSeq lists its product as uncharacterized. Gene Ontology annotation, biological process: protein ubiquitination. The record is from RefSeq and is a predicted model, not a curated record. NCBI's taxonomy places the organism in Eukaryota, Viridiplantae, Streptophyta, Bryopsida, Funariales, Funariaceae. Gene Ontology annotation, molecular function: protein binding; ubiquitin-protein transferase activity.